GGUUGCUGAAGACAAGGGUCCUCCUUCCAGGAGGUGUCGUUAAUGGCCGAAUCAUAAGUCCUGUAUCCCUGUUUAAACAUUUACUACUCUUUGGAAUCUUUCUCUUUCUCUUUCUUAUCUUCACAAAGUCACACUUGGCCAUGGGUAUGGAGUGUCAGUUUCCUUUCACGUGCUCUCUCCUCCACGAAACCUUCGAUUUCCCCUCUUCUCUCCAUUAUUAUUUCUUCUCUAAUCACUCCCACCCACACUCCACAUAGACAGCCAUGCAUCUCCUUCUUUCCAACCACUCAUGACCUCAAACCACUCUCCAAUGGCUGCUCUACUCAAAUCCACCAGAUAUUCAUGCGCUAUUUGCAUAAUCAUUCUCGGAUUGCUGUGUAUGAAAGGUGAUUGCGAUGGUUCACAUCUUUUUAUCAAGUUACUGAACACGCCUGAACCAAUCUCCAAUCUUAACUCGCCUACAUUUGCUUUCCAAGUUGGUAAUGCCGACUCUUCUUCUUGCUCCAAUUGUACCUCCAGCUGCAAGCUCGAUGAUCUUCCGUCAUCGAAUUGUUCAUCGGGAGAAGUUUCUUACACUAAAUUACAAGACGGAAACCAUACAUUCGAGGUGUGCAGCAACAACGGAUCUAAUCAGCUUCGUUGUGCUUCCUAUAACUGGACAAUCGAUACUGUUCCCCCAACGGCAUCUGUUGCAGCAGCAUCAUCAUUCACAAACGCUUGGAACGCUACCGUGUAUAUAUCCUUCUCUGAACCCUGCGGCGGCGUUGGUGGUGGUUUUAGAUGUUUGUCCGCCAAUGAGUGCAGCCUUAUUGUUUAUGGUGCUGGGCAAGUCAUUCCAAAGACGCUAAAAACCAUCAAGCCGAAUCUCAAAUAUUCCAUUUUAGUAAAUUUGUCUCCAAUCGUUGAAUAUGGAAGAGUCGUGUUAGUAACUGAUAAAGGUUUCUGUACAGAUGCAGCCGGAAACCAGUUUACACGAACAGCUAAUUCCAGUUUCUUUCUUCAUUUUGAUAGAAGAAGUGUAUAUGUUGACAUGAGGACUCAUAUACCCGAGCAACUACUUCAACUCGAUAACAGUGUUAGAUCUGUUCAAGCAACUAACAAACAAAAAAACUUGAAGUUAUUUCUAUAUUUCACUGAGCCUAUAGUCAACACAUCAACACAAGUAUUGAAAUCUCUUCAAAUUAGUGAAGGAUCUCUUGUUUCAGCCACUGGGAAUAAUGACAGCCUUGGAAACAGAAGAUUUGGGUUUCAACUUGUAAAUAUUUCCGAUAUUGCCAUUGUCACUGCAAGACUGGAUUCGAGAUUAGUUUUCAGCAGACAAGGCACCCCGGUUUCUCCCAUUGCACCGGUUACUUUUCUUUUUGAUUCUCAAAGGCCUCAUGUGAGGUUAAGCACCACGAGUCAUAUGAGGACACGACAAGAGCAUAUUCCGGUGACCAUAAAGUUUAUGAAACCGGUUUUCAGUUUUAAUUCGUCUCACUUGUCUAUUUCUGGAGGAGUGAUGCAAGGAUUUCGAGAAAUAAGUAAGAGUGUUUACUCACUCGAGAUUCAACCAGUUGAAGACAUGGUGUUGGUGCAAGUUCCUGAAAAUGUUACUACAGAUGUAGCCGGAAACAAAAAUCUAGCAUCAAAUACGUUACAAUUAUUACACUAUUCUAUACCUUGUGCAUCCUUGGCGCUUUCUUGCACGGCAACGGCUGUUUUUGUGUUGACUGCCGUGGUUGCAACCGUUCUCACCAUUUGCACCGCUUCCCUCCAAAAUUACGGAGCAUUUGCAACUCCGUCUCCUUUAUUAACUUCAAGUCCAGCGAGAAUUCUUUUUCGAAUUGUGUGCCACAUUCAAGUGUUUGCGUUAUCUGGAUGGCUAGCUGUUCCUUUGCCAAUUGAGUAUAGUGAAUUUGUGAAGGGUCUAAGAUGGAGUAUACCCUACUUCAGGCUCCCAUGGGAAACUGAAUACGUUCAGCCAGUUUGGCCUACAAAUCCACAUUCAUAUAAUCCUACAACCUACAAUUCGGCAUCUCAAAGUAUGCAACUUAAAGCCAUGACUGGAGAAAAACCCGACUCAGUAUACGGAUUGCCACUCACCGCAAUGGAGUAUAAGUCAUUUUUUGAGAGCCAAAAUGAGAUACCUGAGGCUGAUUACAUUAUGGAUCCCAAUGAUUCCAAUGGGUGGAGGGAUUUCAAUCGGAGCAUGUUUUGGCUAGCGAUCAUCAGUGGAGGCUUGAUUAUUCUGCAUAUACUGAUCCUUCUUUUACUAAAACUUAGAAAGAAGAAAGAAAAAGAAAACAAUUACAUCUCAAUCGUUUUCCCAAGAUUUGAAAUCUUUCUAGUCAUUCUUGCAGUCCCUUGUGUUUCUGCAGCUUCAGCAGCUCUACUCAAAGGUGGAUCAGCUUCAGGGAUUUCAGUGGGCGUUCUUCUAUUAGGAUCCGUGUUUUUCCUAAUACUGGCAUUGUUUCUGUUCCUUUCUGCGGGAAUAUCAUUCGGGAAGCUACUUCAAUACAAAGAAGUUCAUCAAGAAGAUCAAGAUAUCCAUUGGUAUCAAUCACUAGUGAAGGUAACUUUGGGUCCUGGAAAAAGAGGCCAAUGGACAUGGAUCAACACAUCAAAUUCCAAAUGGCUAUCAAUUUUAGGCCCUCUUUUCGAAGAUCUAAGAGGUCCACCCAAAUACAUGCUCUCUCAAAUCACCGGAGGAGUGGAUUAUCGCACAACCGGAGGCAGUAUCAUCGCAUCAGACGAUGAAAACGAAGACGCAGAAGCACCGUUUGUCCAAAAGGUAUUUGGAAUACUAAGAAUCUAUUACAUUUUCCUCGAAUCGAUUAAACGAGUUACUUUAGGAAUCCUUGUGGGUACCUUUUCGAGAGGAGGAUACUCUGAAACACCGACGAAAACGUUGAUAUGUGUCACUUCGUUUCAAUUGUUCUUCAUGGUCCUCAAGAAGCCGUUCAUUAAGAAGAAGGUUCAAUUGGUGGAGAUAAUUUCCGUUUCGAGUCAACUUGCGAUUUUUGCGAUCUGUUUGGUUCUUUUGAGGAAUGAUUUUUCUACACACGAACAGAUGAAGAUCGGGAUCGCCAUGCUUUGCUUGUUCUUGUUCGCUUUCGUGGCGCAGAUUCUGAACGAAUGGAACGCUUUGAUCUGUCAGUUAAAACAGCUUGAUCCCGAUAACAAAUCUCUCUAUCUAGGUUUGAAAAUAGCAUCGUGGGGGAUUCUUCUGCUUUUUGUACCGAUUAAGUUUAUGAAAAACAUCGAGAGCCGAUUCCCGUUGAAAUCGCAGGCGGCGGUGGCAGGGGUGUCGGUUGCGAGGUUUAGAAGCUCCUCCGGUACACCGGAUCGGCCAUGGAUGAAGCAACUGAGAGAUUUGGCGAAGUCUAGUUUUAGUAGAGAAGGGAGCAGUGGAACACCGCAGACGGAUCCUUCGUGUAGUCGACCAAAAUGGAGUGGAUUUUGGAGUGGGAAGAGAAGUGGGAGUUCUUCACAGGCUACAUCCAUGGAUUCGAAAUCGAAACCAAAAGGGAUGUAUAAAGAUUUUGAAGCCAUUUUUGGUUCCAAGUGAGUGAUUUUAUGCAUCAUUCAUAAGCUUAAUUAGUCUGUAAAUACGAUUUAAUGAUGGAAAGAGAAUUUGAUGAGCAUGUUGAAAAUA
This is a messenger RNA of Lactuca sativa (garden lettuce), 3637 nucleotides long. RefSeq lists its product as uncharacterized. NCBI's taxonomy places the organism in Eukaryota, Viridiplantae, Streptophyta, Magnoliopsida, Asterales, Asteraceae. The record is from RefSeq and is a predicted model, not a curated record.